Messenger RNA from Gracilinanus agilis (Agile Gracile Mouse Opossum), 875 nucleotides. RefSeq names its product ST3 beta-galactoside alpha-2,3-sialyltransferase 5 (gene ST3GAL5). The transcript is spliced from 3 exons. Bases 36 to 569 code for a protein of 177 amino acids. Lineage: Eukaryota; Metazoa; Chordata; Mammalia; Didelphimorphia; Didelphidae. The record is from RefSeq and is a predicted model, not a curated record. Gene Ontology annotation, molecular function: lactosylceramide alpha-2,3-sialyltransferase activity.
AUACAGAUCAUGUUGGGAAUAAAACUACUAUAAGGAUGACUUAUCCAGAGGGAGCUCCAUUGUCUGAUCUCGAGUAUUAUUCUAAUGAUUUGUUUGUUACUGUUUUAUUUAAGAGUGUUGACUUCGACUGGCUUGAAGCAAUGUUAAAAAAUGAAACAAUGCCACUUUGGGUACGACUGUUCUUUUGGAAGCACGUUGCGGAGAAAAUACCACUCCAAUCAAAACAGUUUCGGAUUCUGAAUCCAGUGAUCGUUAAAAACACUGCCAUUGACAUGCUCCACUUCUCAGAACCCCAGCCCAGGAUCUGGGGCUGGAGUAAGAACGUGCCCACCAUGGGGGUCGUGGCCGUCGUCCUGGCCACUCAUCUGUGCGACGAAGUCAGUUUGGCCGGUUUUGGCUAUGACCUCAGCCGGCCCAAAACCCCGUUACACUACUUUGACAAUCUCUGCAUGGCAGCGAUGAACAUACAGACCAUGCACAACCUGACGACGGAAACCCGAUUUCUGCAAAAGCUGGUGAAAGAAGGCAUUGUGAAGGACCUGAGUGGAGGGAUACACUGUGAAUUCUGAAGAGGAUGGAAAAAUGCAGCCCACCCAUGCAAGCGGGGAGAGCCUCGUGGGAACGGGACUCUGCGAGCAGGUUGCCGACCGCAUUCUUCUUAUCUGUUAUUGUGUUAACAUUUUGAAAACUAGCUGGAGUUGUCUUUUUCUUACUCUUUAGCAAAUAUUCAGUUUAUUUUCUUGUGUUAUUUAUUUGAAGUCAGUGUUUGUUUUGGCACCACAUUUGUAUAUGUUAAUUUUAAGAACUGAACUUAAUUGGAAAGAUUUUUAAAAUAAUUUCUGUGAUAUGGUCUUAUUCAGAAAUAAUUUACCUUU